AGACUCCACAGCUCCGCCUGGUGGACGGGGGCAGUCGCUGUGCAGGCAGAGUGGAGAUCCUUCACCAGCAUUCCUGGGGCACUGUCUGUGGUGACAGUUGGGACCUGAAAGAUGCCCACGUGGUGUGCAGACAGCUGGGCUGUGGAGUGGCCUUCAAUGCYUUGCUUUAUGCACAAUUUGGAAAGGGAUUGGGGCCCAUCUGGCUGACAGAGCUGGCGUGCACAGGAGAGGAGGCCUACUUGUGGAAUUGCACUGCCCUGGGCUGGGGAAAGAACAACUGUGGGCACUCUAAAGAUGCAGGAGUCAUCUGCUCAGGAUUUGUGCAUCUGGUUGGAGGAUACGGACCUUGCUCUGGGAGAGUGGAAGUGAAUUCUGGAGGAGAGUGGAUCCCAGUAUCUGAUGGGAAUUUCACAUUAGCCACAGCCCAGGUCAUCUGUGCAGAGCUGGGCUGUGGCAAGGCUGCAUCUGUCCUGGGGAACCUGCCCUUCAGAGAGGACAGUGAACAGAUCUGGGCUGAAGAGUUCCAGUGUGAGGGGAAGGAGCCUGAGCUCUGGUUCUGCCCCAGAGUACCCUGUCCUGAAGGCAGCUGCCCCCACAAAGGAGCUGUGCAAGUUGUCUGCUCAGGAUAUACAGAUGUUCGGCUCAUGAAAAAUGGCAGUUCUCAGUGUGAGGGUCAAGUGGAGAUGAAGACCUCUGGAGGCUGGAGAACACUCUGUGCCUCCCACUGGAAUAUGGCCAAUGCCAAUGUUGUUUGUCGUCAGCUGGGCUGUGGAGUCGCCAUCUCCACCCCAAAGGGAGAGUACUUUGUGGAAGGAGGAGAUGAGAUCUGGAGAGACCGAUUUCACUGCUCAGGGUCUGAGUCCUUCCUGUGGAAUUGUCCUGUGUCUGCCCUGGGUGUUCCUGCCUGUGCCCAUGGAAACACAGCCUCUGUGGUCUGCUCAGGAAACCAGAAGCAGAUGCUACCCCAGUGCAAUGACUCCUGGUCAGACCCAGCAGGCUCUGCAGCCUCAGAGGGCCAUACUGCCAACUGCUCAGACAGCAGASAGCUCCGCCUGAUGGACGGGGGAAGUCACUGCACAGGGAGAGUGGAGAUCCUGCAGCAGGGCUCCUGGGGCUCCAUCUGUGAUGACAGCUGGGACCUGAGUGAUGCCCACGUGGUGUGCAGACAGCUGGGCUGUGGAGUGGCCCUGGAGGCCACCAUCUCUGCUCACUUUGGAGAGGGAUCAGGGCCCAUCUGGCUGGAUGAGCUGAACUGCACAGGAGAGGAGACCCAUGUGUGGCAGUGCCCUUCCCAGGGCUUGGGGAAGCACAACUGCAGUCACAAGAAGGAUGCAGGGGUCAUCUGCUCAGACUUCCUGGCUCUCAGGCUGGUGAGCGAGGACCAGGAGUGUGCUGGGUGGCUGGAGAUUUUCUACAACAACACCUGGGGCAGUAUAUGCCAAAGCCCCAUGGAACCUGUGACCUUGUCUCUGAUCUGCAGACAGCUUGGCUGUGGGGAUACUGGGACUCUGGAUUUCUUGGUAUCCUCGAGGGAAGGUUCUAGACCCCGCUGGGUGGAUGGAAUUCACUGUCGAAAAACUGACACCUCUCUCUGGCAGUGUCCUUCUGACCCCUGGAAACAUCAAUCUUGCUCACCAAAGGAGGAAGCUCAUAUCACAUGUACAGAGAGCCCACAGCUCCGCCUGGUGGAUGGUGGCAGUCGCUGUGCAGGCAGAGUGGAGAUCAUUCACCAGCAUUCCUGGGGCACUGUCUGUGAUGACAGCUGGGACCUGAAUGAUGCCCACGUGGUGUGCAGACAACUGGGCUGUGGAGUGGCCUUCAAUGCCUUGCUCUAUGCACAAUUUGGAGAGGGAUCUGGACCCAUCUGGCUGACAAAGCUGGCGUGCACAGGGAAGGAGGACUAUUUGUGGAAUUGCCCUGCCCUGGGCUUGGGAAAGAACAACUGUGAGCACUAUUAUGAUGCAGGAGUCAUCUGCUCAGGAUUUGUGCAUCUGGUUGGAGGACAUGGACCUUGCUCUGGGCGAGUGGAAGUGAAUUCUGGAGAAGGAUGGAUUCCAGUAUCUGAUGGGAAUUUCACAUUAGCCACAGCCCAGGUCAUCUGUGCAGAGCUGGGGUGUGGCAAGGCUGCAUCUGUCCUGGGGAACCUGCCCUUCAGAGAGAACAGUGAACAGAUCUGGGCUGAAGAGUUCCAGUGUGAGGGGCAGGAGCCUGGCCUCUGGUUCUGCCCCAGAGUGCUCUGUCCUGCAGGCAGCUGCCCCCACAGAGGGGCUGUGCAAGUUGUCUGCUCAGGAUAUACAGAUGUUCGGCUCAUGAAAAAUGGCAGCUCUCAGUGUGAGGGUCAAGUGGAGAUAAAGACCUCUGGAGGCUGGAGAACACUCUGUGCCUCCCACUGGAAUAUGGCCAGUGCCAAUGUUGUUUGUCAUCAGCUGGGCUGUGGAGUCGCCAUCUCCACCCCAAAGGGAGAGUACUUUGUGGAAGGAGGAGAUGAGAUCUGGAGAGACCGAUUUCACUGCUCAGGGUCUGAGUCCUUCUUGUGGAAUUGUCCUGUGAGUGCCCUGGGUGUUCCUGCCUGUGCCCAUGGAAACACAGCCUCUGUGGUCUGCUCAGAAAACCAGACCCAGCUGCUGCCCCAGUGCAAUGACUCCUGGUCUGACCCAGAAGGUUCUGCAGCCUCAGAGGGCCACACUGCCAACUGUUCAGACAGCAGACAGCUCCGCCUGGUGGAUGGGGGAAGUCACUGCACAGGGAGAGUGGAGAUCCUGCAGCAGGGCUCUUGGGGCUCCAUCUGUGAUGACAGCUGGGACCUGAGUGAUGCCCAUGUGGUGUGCAGACAGCUGGGCUGUGGAGUGGCCCUGGAGGCCACCAUCUCUGCUCACUUUGGAGAGGGAUCAGGGCCCAUCUGGCUGGAUGAGGUGAACUGCACAGGAGAGGAGGCCUACAUGUGGCAGUGCCCUUCCCAGCACUGGGGGCAGCACAACUGCAGUCACAAGAACGAUGCUGGGGUCAUCUGCUCAGAGUUCCUGGCUCUCAGGCUGGUGAGCAAGGACCAAAAGUGCUCUGGGUGGCUGGAGAUUUUCUACAACAACACCUGGGGCAGUGUCUGCCACAGCCCUAUGGAACCCAUGACCUUAUCCAUGAUCUGCAGACAGCUUGGCUGUGGAGACAUUGGGACUCUGGAUUUCCUGAUUCCUCCCAGAGAAGGUUCUAGGCCUCACUGGGUAGAUGGAAUCCACUGUAGAGAAAUUGAUACCUCUCUUUGGCAGUGUCCUUCUGACCCCUGGAAACACCAAUCUUGCUCUGCAAAGGAGGAAGCUCAUAUUACAUGUACAGAGACCCCAAAGCUCCGCCUGGUGAAUGGUGGCAGUCGCUGUGCAGGCAGAGUGGAGAUCCUUCACCAGCAUUCCUGGGGCACUGUCAGCUCAACUGGGACCUGA
Urocitellus parryii (Arctic ground squirrel) is the source of this 3434-nucleotide messenger RNA. The record is from RefSeq and is a predicted model, not a curated record. NCBI's taxonomy places the organism in Eukaryota, Metazoa, Chordata, Mammalia, Rodentia, Sciuridae.